Cylicostephanus goldi is the source of this 405-nucleotide messenger RNA. Lineage: Eukaryota; Metazoa; Nematoda; Chromadorea; Rhabditida; Strongylidae. The record is from the annotation of a GenBank genome assembly.
UUGAGGAUCGAUGAAAAUUACAAUCCAUCGGUGCAGGUUGACGAGGAAUUUAUCAGAGAAUUUGCCGAACUGUGCCUCAAGCAUACUAAACUCAUUGAGAAUGUGGAGGCCACGCGACAGAUGCAAACUGAUUGGCUACGAUUAUGUGAACAACGUAAGAUGGCCCCUUUGGCUUUACGUCUCUACGAUCUGUUCAAGAAGUACGGUGUGGAUCUACAGGAUGACGAAAAAGUACGGCUUUGGGAGAUGAUUGGAGAGCAUGACGUUUUGGCGAAACGUUGGAUUUACGAGCCAGAAGGUUUCCUUCGCAUCAAGCCUGAUGAUGAACUGGUUCGAAACACUGACGUCUGGCAAAUUCAGCAAGCUCUCAAAGCUGAAGUUUCUGCCGCGCGAGCCUCCGUAUAG